Chlamydomonas reinhardtii is the source of this 5518-nucleotide messenger RNA. RefSeq lists its product as uncharacterized. The transcript is spliced from 4 exons. Bases 294 to 4697 code for a protein of 1467 amino acids. The record is from RefSeq and is a predicted model, not a curated record. Lineage: Eukaryota; Viridiplantae; Chlorophyta; Chlorophyceae; Chlamydomonadales; Chlamydomonadaceae.
UGUGACAUCACGAGCGCGUGUCUUAGAUACAUUGUUGAGUGCAGAACACGAACCGUCUGCCGCGACGCUGACGCGCACGGUUAAUUUCUGCUCCAUUAUAGAAAUUGCAAGAGAUGAAGCACAUAUCAAGAUACACCCCAUUGCCCCCGAGAUUAGCGCUUUCGACCACCCGUUGAGGGACUUGCUUCCGGCCAGCUCUCGCGGCAGCUUCGGUCUCAGCGUCAGCCCAGACAGCAGCACUGGUCCAUACAAAGCAUUACUUUGUAUUGUUUGGACCAGCAAGUGAAGCUGAAAUGGGCCGCGGGCUGAACUGGGGCGUUUUCAAUUCCUGGUGGCGAGAGCACCUCGCCAAGCACGGGGAGCGGCCCAAAGCGGAGGACCUGAAAAGAUGGUACACCGAGGAAUCACGUCGGGCCUUCCCUUCGGACCCGCCCACGUACACAAUGAUUCGCAACCACGCGAAGGGGCUGCGGGACAUCGCCGCAGUCAAGCACUAUUUCCGAGACUACCGGGCGCGCAAGCGGAGGGCGUUCGCGGACCUGGAGGGCUUGCCCACCAGCAAGCCACUGCAAACCGGUGAGCCAGGCGCAGCAGGCGAAGGUGGCAGUGGCAGCGGCAGUGGUGAUGACGCAACUGGCAACGCGGGAGGGGCAAGCCCCGCCGUGCGUGCACAGCACCCGGCGAGCGCGCAGCGGCCCCGGCGGCGGCAGGCUUGUGGUGGAGGAGGUGGCCGGGGCGGCGGCGGGCGCGGCCGUGGAAGCAGCUGCAGCGGCGAUACGACCGAGGUGGACACAGAGGAGGAAGAAGGCGGUGAGGACGGCAUGUCAUGUUCGUCGGAUGAGGACUGGUCCAGUGAGGGCGGCCCCAAGCGGCGGCGGCAGCAGCAGCAGCAGCAGCAGCAGCGCCGGCGCGCUCCGCGACAGGCGGCUGCCGCCCUUGCACCGUGGAGCGCGACUGCUGUGGAGCAGGCAGGGCGGACGGUAGACACAGACCUGGCCUUCGGCAGCGGCGGGCGCGGAGGGGCGCAGGCUCCCUGGGCCCCUGAGCAGGGACUUACGCUCUCCGUAGCUCGAGACACGGCCUGUGGCCCGCCGGCAAGCCCCUCCCACCAGCCCCCCUACCACCAGUACCAACCGGACGGGGACGUCGGGGACGUGGGGUUAGAGGACCUGCCCACUGUCACGGUGCGUGUCACUAGCGGCGGUCGCGGAGCCGCCGGCGCGCUGUCGCAUGCCGGGAAGCAGGCGUGUGGCGACUGCGACGACGCCAUGGACGCAGCGGCCGGAGCGACGGUCCAGUGCAAGCGGGAGCCUGACGCAUGCGGGGAGGAGGCAGGCACGCCCACCAAGCGCCUGGCCAUGGGGCGCGGCACGCCACGGUCGUCCUUCGCGCCCUUCUUAGCUCGCAUCCACGCCCUGCCACCCGCGUCGGCGCGCCCACGAGCCACGGCUACGGCUGCAGCGUCGGAGCCGCCUGCCGCGAAUCCUUCCAGCAUGGCACGUGGUGGCCCCUUUUCCGCAGCGGCCGCAGCGGCACUUGCCGGUGCGGCGUUGAAGGGAGCCGCGCCGGCUGGCGGCGCCGCUGCAGUUGCGGGCACUGCUGCCGCCGCCGCUGGAGGUCAUCACGAGGAGGGGUUGUUCAUGGGGCUUCACGGCGUCGGCGGCACGCCAGCCGGCGGCGCUGGCAGCCUCGGCCUGCGCGAGUUCACGGGUAGCGUGUCCAUUGGUGGUGGCAACGGCGGCGGCUGCAGAGGCCGUGGCUGCGUCACGAGCGGCUCGUUAGCGCUGACCGUGGCUGCAGCGGAGGGAGGGGCGCCAGGCAACGGCGCUGGAGGCAGCUCCAGCGGCGCAGGCGCCAGCGGAGGUGGAGGCGUUGUUUCGCCGUCAGGCGGCGGCAGCCGCGGCGGGAGCUUGACCUCACAGCAGCAGCAGCAGCAGCAGCAGCAGCAGCAGCAGCAGCAGCAGCAGCAGCAGCAGCAGCAGCAGCGGCAGCAGCAGCAGGUCUGGACGCCGUUCGCCAUCACAGUGCCGGGCGCCGCGUCCGUCACGGCGCCUGUGGGCAGCUUCGGCCGCGGGACGGGGCCGCGGCAGAGCACCAACAAUAAUGGGGCGAUGGGCACCGAACCCGCUGCCGCUGCAGCCGCUGACGCUGCAGCAGCCUCUGCAGCUGGUACCGGAGCCACCCCAGCACGUGAUGUGGAUACGGCGGCGCCAUCGUCUGACGGCGCACCGGAGGCCACGGAGGCAGCGGCGGCGGCCAAGCCGCAAGCAAAGCACUCUGUUUGCGGCGAGGCGGCGGUGGCGGCGGCUCCGGUGGUGACGCCCGCCGACGCGCCUUCCAACGACUCUGACGCUACACGCCUUGAGCUGGUGCUUGGAGGCUCAGACGAAGCUCAUGCCGCGGCGGCAGGCGCUGCUACAGCCAACUCGCAGCCUGGGGCUGACCAAGGCCGUACACCUGCAGCUGCAUCGCUGCUGGGUCUGCACCACCUCGAAGAUGGCUCGGGCUCCGGGACGGCGCGUGCCGCCAGCGGCACCUUUGCCACGCUUGCCACGCUGCCCCCUUCGCCUGCGCUGCAUCACCCGCCGCCGCCGGGCGGGUACCCUCGCGCAGAUAGCCCAGCCGGCGCCGCGGCGCGCCGCGGUGCCGGGCCUUGGCUCCACCACCCCGCCCACCAUGCGCACCUGCUGUCGCUGGCCGCCGCCGGCCGGGCCGAAUCCAGCCCCCUUUCACAUGCAUCGCCCCGCGCCCAUCUGCAGCUCCAGCUACAGCACGGCGGCCUCGACAACAGCGGUGGCUGCCAUGGUGGCAGCGGCAGUGCAGGUGUAGCGGCGGCGAUGGCAGCGGGAUCGGGGCCGGGCAGUCCAGCCGCCUGGCCGCCGGCGCACCUGGCGGCCUGUGGGCGGCAGAUGUCACUGCCGAACCUGCCCCACCUUGGUGAGGGCGCGCUCCCCGGCAGCUCACACGCCAGCGCCGUAGCAUCUCCUGCGCUCCGCGCGCCGCCGGCGCUGCACCCCAGCACGCAAACUGCGGCUGCGCCUGUGGGCCCGCCGCCAGUCACCACUGGUUUUGCGCCCAGCAAGAACCUCCGCAAUGCCGGCCCCGUCAGCGCGUCGGCAUCGGCCGCAGUUGGCGGCGGCAGUCCGUCCAGCCCCAGCGGCGGCGCCAGCCCGGCAGCACUGCGGCCGCCGCCCGUGACAUCCCUGACGCGCGGAGUUGCGACGCCGCCGCCUGGCGGCAGCGGAUGUCUGCCUAAUGCCAUGGGCGUGGCAGCAGGCGCGGGCCCGAUGCCGCUUCAGGAGGACCACUCGCCUAGCCCGCGUCCGGGAGCAUACCCGGAUUGGGCAACGGCUGGUGCCGCCGCCGCGGAGCCAAAUCCGUCGACCAGCAACACAAGCGCGGAUGGAGACGCCGCGGCUCCGCCGCCGCAGCCGCCGGGCUGGGGACCUAGGCCCGGCCCGCCCUUCGUUCGCGCGCGGUGGUACCCACACGGCCAUCCCAACCCGCACCACCCGGGUGGAUGGUACCCCUACCCGUACCCCUAUCCGCCGCACCUGAGCCCGCACCAUCCCUACCCGGGAGCGGCGGGCUCGCCGCCUGGCGCUGCCGCCUCGCGGCCCGCCGGCAUGCCGCCGUACCCGUACCUCGGCCCGUACGGCCCAGUGCGGCGGCGCUACACGUCCGCGCCCUCCCAGCCCUUCCCCCACUUGCAGCACCCCCAGCAUUUCUAUGCCACGCCGCCUGGCGCCGGCGGCGCAACGGCGGGGGCGCCCGGCCCAAGCCGCUUGGCAGGCGGUGCGCGCGGCCCUGAUGGCAGCCGCGCCGCGGCGCUUGAGCUGCUCGCGGCGGACCCGUGGAUGGCUCAGGGUUAUGAGGACGUGCGGCCGGCAGGCAUGGCGUCCGCAGCGGCUGCAGAUGCAGGCGCAGCUGAAGGUUGUGGAGGCGCCAGCGCCAGCACCAGCAGUGCUGAUGCCGACCCUGGCGCCGCGGGCGGCGCCGGUGGGCGCUUGCUGCCGCUGCCGCUGCCGCUGCCAGCAGGCGCCGACCGGGCCGCAUCACCCCACCCGGCCGCUGUGCCGCACGGCGCGCAUGCCCCUACCUGGCCGCCUCCGUCCAGUGCAGCAGCCCACAACUACUAUCGCCCCUACGCUCGGCAGUCCACUGCUGACACAUACGGCUUUGGCAACGAGUACGCUGGGGCUGCAACCGCCGCCGCCGCCGCCGGUGGAAUCGGUGGAAUGGGUGGCGCGCCACGGACCUCCAAUGGUGCCGGCAGCGGCCAGGGCAGUGGCGGUGGGGGGCUGGAUGACCUGUGGGGCAUGUGUGAUGACCAAAUGAUGUCGCACGUGCUGGACAUGUUCGAUAACAACGAAUUCCCGCCACACGCCAGCCAUCUCACCCACCCCGCCCAGCACAACCCUUUCGGAUCCGGCAACGCUGGCGGUGGUGGGCUGCCGCAGCCGCAGUCCGCGCCGCACAUGCCGCAGCCGCACUCGUCGCGGCUGACAGCUGUCGGCGCUGUUGGGUCCGGUGCGGCGGCUGCUGGUACGGCACCGGCCGGCGCCUGGCAGGUCGCGGGGCCGGCGGGGAUGUGGCCGGCUGCUGUGGCGCCUGGUGGCGGCGGCCUGCCGUACUACUGCACGACUGCAGAUGCGACCAGUAGCGGCGGCGCGCCUCCCCAUCAUGCGCCUCAUUAGAAUGCCAAGUGCGCGAUGCGUGCAGCGGCGGCUGGGCCGCGGCUGGGCCGCAAUGCGCCGUUACAGCGUAGGCAAGGGGUAUAGGCACGGUAGGUAACUAAAGUGAUUGAAGACAUAGCAGGUUGCGUGUGUGUGAUGCCGCUGACGACCAGAUGGUGGUUGCUGCGCCUCACUUGAUUCAUAUGCAGUAGUUGCGAAGGGAAAUGUGCAGGCGGACAUGACGUGUGCGAAUGUGUGUACGCAGUCAUUGAGCGGUGAGGAACGACAGUGUGCAUUUGCGGCGGGCAGUUGUUGGUUAUAUCCCGAAAAGCCGCGCUGAGAAGCCACGGACUUUUUGUUGUUGUUUACCGUAGUUAUGAAGUUCAGUUGCAUCUCUUUGUACUCUACUGCUGGCAAGUCUUACUCUUCCUUCCUCUAGUUCGUUGUCUUCCUUAAGCUCUAGUGUAGUACCUGGCAGUUCCAAAUUGAGCAUCCGCAUAUCUGCACCCGUGUCAUUUCCCCCGCCUACCCCCGCUGGCUGAUGGGUAUCUCGUGGAUACGCUGCUGUGAUCUGAGGGAAACAUUGAUGGUAGGAGGUGGCAUUCUUAUGGAACAACGCAGGUGCAACCCCUACUGGGGUUACUGGAUACUUGGAGCAAGUGAUCACUUCCGUGUAUCGCGUCUGUGCUUUGGUACUGACAGGGCAGGAUGUGCGUGUUGAUCAACAGCAGCAAAACGAAGCCCGCCCAGACAGCGCCGGAGUUAUGUGUGUGAUUGUGCUGCUGGCUGGAGUGUUGCUGGUGGGCGGCACUAAAAGAUCCUUUCUGUAACUUAUGCAGCAC